AUGCUAGAAGGGCGAGCAGUGGAGAAAGGUGUCAUCCCCUAUUCGUGCGCUGGUCUUGAACGCAGCUUUGUGCUGCGAUUUAAGUGGUAUCCGGUUCACAGACCAAACGGGGAGAAGCAGCACCCGCCAAUCCAGACGAACUUCGCUGUCGACCUUCUUGCCAAUGUCCUCCUUUCAAUCCAGCUCCUCGAGCCCAUGCACAAACAGCACGGCCGUAUCGUCUAUACAUCCAGCUGCACAAACGAUCCCCAUCGGCCAGAGAACGAGUAUUACAAGCCAGGCAAGCUCUACGACCCCCAGGCAUGCCCUGAGGAAACCUGUACGCCCCGAUGGCUGGCUCAGUACCUGUGGCCGAACGGGCUCUUCCGCACUGCCGAGAAGUCUGCACAGGACCUGCUGCCAGCAGCGCUGGAACCCAAGCACGCCUGGGCACGUCCUACAGAAGCAUACUUUAAUGGGAGCGAGCAAGCUGAGGCAGCGGUAGAGGCAAAAGGCGAGAAGAAGCAACAGGAGCUGUGGGGGUUGAGUUUGCAUUAUGUAGGUCUGGACGAUGAAAGCCAGACAGUGGAUGCCUCCUGA
Molecule: messenger RNA, 579 nt
Organism: Trichophyton rubrum CBS 118892
Lineage: Eukaryota; Fungi; Ascomycota; Eurotiomycetes; Onygenales; Arthrodermataceae
Exons: 3
Coding region: 1-579 (192 amino acids)
Source: RefSeq, a predicted model, not a curated record